Messenger RNA from Sebastes umbrosus (honeycomb rockfish), 3641 nucleotides. It is a transcript of the gene poldip2, whose product is annotated as polymerase (DNA-directed), delta interacting protein 2. Gene Ontology annotation, molecular function: DNA binding. The transcript has 11 exons. Gene Ontology annotation, cellular component: mitochondrial nucleoid; nucleus. Gene Ontology annotation, biological process: error-free translesion synthesis. The record is from RefSeq and is a predicted model, not a curated record. Bases 63 to 1196 code for a protein of 377 amino acids. NCBI's taxonomy places the organism in Eukaryota, Metazoa, Chordata, Actinopteri, Perciformes, Sebastidae.
CCCCUGAAGGCAUCCCCCCGUCCCCUGCUGUAGCUGCGCAGAGGAGCGUGCUGUCUGUAGAGAUGGCGGCCUGUGCGUUGCGCCGCGGCUUGCUGAGCUCCGUCACCAAAUACAACAAGAAACACGCUCACAGGAUACUCAGCGUGGUGGACAGCAGCAGCGGCUUGGAGCUGUUCAGACCGCGGGUUCAAUGCCGGAGCUGCGGGCUGCCCGGCGGCGUCCAGCAGAGGAGGUUCAUGUCCUCACGGAGCAGGCCUGAAGGGAAGAUCCUGGAGACAGUGGGAGUGUUUGAGGCUGUGAAGCAGCACGGCAAAUAUGAAACCGGACAGCUGUUUCUCCACAGCGUGUUUGGUUACAGAGGCAUCGUCUUGUUUCCCUGGCACGCCCGACUUUAUGACAGAGACAUCACCCCUCCCAUGUCUGAAAGCAAACCUGAGCCUCCAGGAGCCCACGGCUCUAAGGAGGUGAAGGGGAAGACUCACACCUACUACCAAGUCCUGAUUGACACUAGGGACUGCCCUCACAUAUCUCAGAGGUCCCAGACAGAGGCAGUGACGUUUCUGGCCAACCAUGAUGACAGCAGAGCCCUGUACGCUAUCCCAGGUCUGGACUAUGUGAGCCAUGAAGACAUCCUGCCCUAUAACUCUGCAGAGCAGAUCCCCAUCCAGCACGAGCUGUUUGAGCGCUUCCUCAUGUUCAACCCUGCCAAAACUCCUCCGUUCACAUCCAGAGACACGCUGAAGGCGUGGCAGGAGAAGAACCACCCCUGGCUGGAGCUCUCAGACGUCCACAGGGAGACCACCGAGAACAUCCGGGUCACCGUCAUCCCCUUCUACAUGGGCAUGAGGGAGGCUCAGAACUCCCAUGUUUACUGGUGGCGCUACUGUAUCCGUCUGGAGAACAUGGGUAACGAGGUGGUUCAGCUGAGAGAGCGGCACUGGAGGAUCUUCAGCCUGUCAGGAACCCUGGAGACGGUCCGAGGACGAGGAGUCGUUGGCAGGGAGCCGGUGUUGUCUAAAGAACAGCCAGCCUUUCAGUACAGCAGCCAUGUGUCUCUACAAGCCCCCAGUGGUCACAUGUGGGGGACGUUUCGUAUUGAAAGGACUGAUGGCUCCCACUUCGACGUUCGCAUUCCUCCUUUCUCCCUGGAGAGCAACAAAGACGACAAAGCGCCCCCCGCUGGCUACACAUUCUAACUGCGAGUAGUCACCUCCCACCUGCGAGGCCCCGGACACGCCGUCAGUCCUGGUCCUGUCUGGGUUGUCUAGAAUUGUUCUCCCCCUGUUAAAUUGCUUCAGCCUUCAGCAUAAGAAUAGCGCGAGUCAGGUUAUACAAAGGGGAAAUAUAGCCUUUUCUAGAUCAUCCAAACGCAGGCCCACCUUGGCCUUUUCCUGUGAGAGUGCAUCAACAGCAGUAUGUCAUUGAUUAAAUCCUAUAGAGAUAUUAUUGGCUGUCGCGUGCGUCUUCGCUCCAUGUUGUGUUUGAAGAGACAUGCACAGUCAAGCGGAAGAGCGUUGGGAGGUAGGGAGGGGAGUCAAUGUUGCCGAGCUGAGCUGGACAUGCUGUGCAUCCAGUAGCUGAAAUAUUGAGCAGGUUGUUUUUAAUGUAUUUCCUGCUGAGCUUUGGGUUCAUGAACAGAACAACAACUCCAGCUGACCUUCAUACUGAGGCCUCAGUCGGACACUUCAAGUCAACAAGUAAGCCGUCACUUAAACUACAUGCUACAAACUCCUCCUUGAUUAUUUUUGUUUGAAUUUACGAAAACAUGACUCAUGACUUAUCCCGCACUCUAUUUUUCUGUCAUGUUUUUAAGUAUAAUACUGCCCUUUCACAGUUCAGUUAUGUCAGACCUCUGUGGGACACUUAUGAGAGGGAAUUCAGAUUGAAAUCUGGGCUGGUUAUAGUGCUGAAGUUACAGAGUUUUAUAACAUUGAAGCACAGUGGAUGGAGUCAGGGGCUGUUUGACGCAGAUCAACAGAAAAAAAGACUUCAAUGUGAAAAUUAAAUCAAAUGUCUACAAAGGAUUUUAAGUAAAAAUGUAAAACAGUAUUUUUUAUAUUCCUCUUCACGUAAUUUAGUAGAUGCACCUUUGACAGUGAUUAUAACCGUCUAAAGUGUUCUACAGUACAAGUACUUCUUAGUAAACAGCCUCACGUCUCUUAGUUCCUUUCUCACAUGGAUACGCAGUUUUUGAAGACGGCUCGCCUUAGACACAUUUACAGCGGCGUCCCUAUGUCAAAUCAUCAAGUGCUUGAGCGCUCUCUUGCAUCGACAUUUUGAGCACUUUCCGUAAGUCCACAUUUCUGCAGACUUUGCCUGAGGGUAUUACCCACAAUUCAUAGUGCUGUGAUGUUACACACAUGGUUACCAGGGGAAGCCCGGAGGUGUAAAAAAAACGAUAAAUAAGGAGGACGGCACACGGGUGUUCAGCCAGGCAUAUUUAAACUUAUACAGAAACAUUAACAUUAAGGAUUUAAGAUGGUACAUAAAACACAUUAGACUAUAUUACACACCUGGUUUAUUCAUCAAUCACUUCUUUUAAUUUUGUUUAAUGAAGUUACCUCUAAUCUCGUAAGGCAAGAGCUUGAAAGACGUUCAAAUAGGCAGUAAAAAAUGUAAAAUUAAAAACCCACAAUUGGCAUUGUCAAGGUAACGUGAUAUGUCGCCGCAAAGUGCUGUCCCAUUUAUAUUUGUACCAUUUCAAUCUUUUGCAGCCUCUCGCACUCGACCUUUACCAGGUGACGUCAGUCAAGUUCCUGAGGGUUCAGGGCUUAAGGCCUUAGGGGGGGACAUCAAGAUUGGGCCUCUCUGGUAUCGUUCCUCUGAGUGGUCAUUUUUGAUGCCCCAGGGAAAGAGAAAAACAAGCACUUGUCUCAUCUUGAAUGCACACGGAUCUCUAUUUAAAGGAUAAUGCAUCUUAUAAAACAGUUAGCUGCUCCAGAUAUAAUUUAGGUGUGACACUUUUAAAGAGAGUGAAUACUUACACCAUCAAUUAUAUGUAAUUAUAAUGUUUAUAUUUGUAUAUGAGUUAGAUCAUGUUUGAAGAGAUCUGGUUCCUCUUUGACAUUUAAAGUCCUGUUCUCUUGAUCAGCGCUUCAAAACUCGUAAUUCCAUCCACUGUGAUUCAAUGUUGUGAAAGAUCAAACUAAAAGAGUCAAGGGGGGGUGGGGGGCUGAAUACUUUUUAUAAGCAGUGAACUGUACGUGUUGACAGCCAAAAAGGAAUCCCUCCUUUGCUGGAAAGGAGGUGAGUCAGGUCUUAGUUGUCUUUGAAUAACAAUUGCAGCACAUCAUAAAGUAAUUAAACCAAGCCCUUGGCAGCCAGUGCUGUGGCUAACAGGAGAGGAGAGUGUGUGUUUUCUUCUCUGCUCUCUGUAAAAACCAGAAUGAAGUCUUCAUCCUCUACACACAUGCUGGAUGUCGUUCGUUAAGGCUGACUGUUUGACUUUGCGAGCGAGCUCUGUGUCAAGAAAAGUUAAGAUGAGCCUAGAAUUUCUCUCUGGUAAAGUGAGGAAAGAAACUAACAUAUUUGUUUUAAUAAGUGAUUUGAAGCAACUAUAAUGGUUGAAAUACUACUGUAAAUAGAGAUGUAAUUAAAGGCAAAACAAAUAAAUAAAUAAAUGAUACCUUUUUUGAAAAGUA